This is a messenger RNA of Octodon degus (degu), 1420 nucleotides long. It is a transcript of the gene Ociad1, whose product is annotated as OCIA domain containing 1. NCBI's taxonomy places the organism in Eukaryota, Metazoa, Chordata, Mammalia, Rodentia, Octodontidae. Gene Ontology annotation, cellular component: endosome. The transcript is spliced from 9 exons. The coding region runs from base 189 to 932 and encodes 247 amino acids. The record is from RefSeq and is a predicted model, not a curated record.
GGUCACGGUCACUUUGCGCCUGUAUCUGGGUGACUUCUAGGCGGCGCGGCGCAGUCCAUCCCCCUCCCUCUCGUCGCAGUUCUGCGCGGUCCUCGUUCCCUGUCCCCCUCUAGGUUUUUCUCUCAGCUUCUGCCACCGGUCGCUUGGGCUCGACGCGUCGUCGCCCGCCGCUGCAUUUGGGAGGAAAGAUGAAUGGGCGGGCUGAUUUUCGAGAGCCGAAUGCAGAAGUUCCAAGACCAAUUCCCAUCAUAGGAGCUGAUUACAUUCCGACAGAGGAAGAAAGAAGAAUGUUUGCAGAAUGCAAUGAUGAAAGCUUCUGGUUCAGAUCUGUGCCUUUGGCUGCCACCAGUAUGUUGAUUACGCAAGGACUAAUUAGUAAAGGAAUUCUUUCAAGUCAUCCCAGAUUUGGUUCCAUCCCUAAACUUAUAUUUGCUUGUAUCAUGGGAUACUUUGCUGGAAAACUUUCUUAUGUGAGAACUUGCCAAGAAAAGUUCAAGAAUCUUGAAAAUUCCCCUCUGGGAGAAGCUUUACGAUCAGGACAAACGCGCCGAUCUUCACCACCUGGGCAAUAUUCUCAAAAGUCAAAAUAUGAUUCAAAUGUGAGUGGUCAGUCCUCUUUUGUGACCUCCCCAGCAGCAGACAGCAUAGAAAAGGAGAUGCUUCCUCAUUAUGAGCCAAUUCCAUUCAGUGCUUCUAUGAAUGAAUCCACUCCUACUGGUAUUUCUGAUCAUAUUGCCCAAGGACCUGAUCCCAACCUUGAAGAAAGUCCCAAAAGAAAAAAUAUUACAUAUGAGGAAUUAAGACAAAAGAACAGAGAGUCAUAUGAAGUAACUUUAACACAAAAGCAUGGCCCCUCAGUCAGGCCUAUGCAGGAAAGAGUGCCCCAAAAAGAAGUCAAAGUAAACAAAUAUGGAGAUACGUGGGAUGAAUGAAAAAGUACCUCAUUGGACAUCAUGAAGCAGUUUCAAUAUUCAGCUUCAUCUAAGUGAUUGUGAAAUAUCUGCAUGCUUUGAGCUCAGCAGCAUUCUUCAUAAACGCACUUAAAACUAAGUUUUGCUUUGUGUGGUUUGACUUACUAUGAUGUUUAAAGAACAAUAUAGAUUUUAGGGUUAAGAUCAUGUAAAUGUAGGCUACAUUGGGGGCUACCGUGAAUGAUGGUGUUAUGCCACGAGUAUGUACAGUUUGCAAGCUUUUUUCAAGUUACAAGACAAAGAUACUCUUCUAAAACUCUUAAGACUGUGAUGCUCUCGAUUUUGCUUAUAUGAAAACAAAUGAUAUCUGCAUGUUGAAUUGAGGUGGGGGGGGGACCAAGCAUAAUUUUUAAGUGUUUAGCUUUGCAUCAUUACUAAAAACGCCUUUCUCUACUAUUUACUGUAUUAUUGUAUUGUUUAUGGUAAAUAAAAUAUAAAGCAGCAUGCAA